Molecule: messenger RNA, 833 nt
Organism: Macroventuria anomochaeta
Lineage: Eukaryota; Fungi; Ascomycota; Dothideomycetes; Pleosporales; Didymellaceae
Exons: 2
Coding region: 196-756 (186 amino acids)
Molecular function (GO): ubiquitin binding
Source: RefSeq, a predicted model, not a curated record
CUCACCACCAACUUUCUGUAUACUCCCUCGCUAGCACUUUGUGUUAACCCGAAGUUCUUCGGUAUUGGACCCUCAGGGAUCUUCCACCUGUCAAAGCCACCUCAAAAUUUCGUCCACGUUCACUGGUACCGAGGAGACCGCCACGCCUCAAAAGAGCCCGCCGAACUCGCUGUCUCAUACCUUAUACACUCCAACAUGGCAGAACAGAGCAUCAACAUACCACAAGUCAUCGUAUUCGCUGUCGUCGCCUUCCUCGUAUAUCGGUGGUACUCCAGCAAGCCCUCCGCAAAUGGCACGCGACCAGCUGCUAACCGCUCUGUGCGGAUAAACCCCGCCCAAAUCGACACAAUAGCGCAGAUGUUCCCACAACUAAACAGGAGGGAUAUUGCGUGGGACUUGCAAAGGAAUGGAGGAAAUGCAGCGGCCACAACGGAGAGAGUGCUGAGCGGGAGGUCUCUGGACAGUGCACCAGCAUCGUUCCAGCUACCCGCUACGUCCACAGCAGCUGCACCUAUACGACCAGUCGCGGCCGUCGCAAAGCCAUCUCAUCCCGACCUGAUCACACGCUACAACCUAUCCUCGAAGCUGAGUCAGACACCCGAACCAACAGAAGAGAAGCCCAGGGCGAAAGCUUGGAGUGCAGACCGAAACGAACGCCAGUCGAAUCUACAAAGGAAGAGGGAGGAGAUGAUUCUGGCUGCAAGGAGGAAGAUGGAAGAAAAGGAGAAGGCAAGCGCCUCAGGUGCCGUAGCGUAGCAACGCCCGCGCAGCUUAGAGAGAUACAUAAUACGUACAUACUGGUGCAGUAUACCGUAGAAGAAACUCAACAUCAC